ACAGAUGCUUGGCCAGCCACUGACUUACCUGCAUCGACAAUAGGAUCUGAAUCUAGUUUGGCCCUGAGGCUGGUGAAUGGAAGUGACAGGUGUCAGGGCCGAGUGGAGGUCCUGUACCGAGGCUCCUGGGGCACCGUGUGUGAUGACAACUGGGACACCAAUGAUGCCAAUGUGGUGUGCAGGCAGCUGGAAUGUGGAUGGGCCCUGUCGGCCCCAGGAAAUGCCCGGUUUGGUCAGGGCUAUGGACCCAUUGUCCUGGAUGACGUGCGCUGCUCAGGGUAUGAGUCCUACCUGUGGAGCUGCCCCCACAAUGGUUGGCUCUCCCACAACUGUCAGCACAGUGAAGACGCUGGUGUCAUCUGCUCAGCUUCCCAGUCCCGGUCAACGCCCAGGCCAGACGCUUGGCCAACCACUGACUUACCUGCAUCGAUAACAGUUUGCCAGAAGCCAGAGAGGACCAUGUGGCACACUUGUUCUGUAACAAGAAAUGAAACUUUUAAAAGUAACCUUUCUACUUUCCACAAUGAUGAGUUCUUGUGUUCCCCUGUAGGAUCUGAAUCUGGUUUGGCCCUGAGGCUAGUGAAUGGAGGUAACAGGUGCCAAGGCCGAGUGGAACUCCUAUACCGAGGCUCCUGGGGCACCGUGUGUGAUGACGGCUGGGACAUCAGUGAUGCCAAUGUGGUUUGCAGGCAGCUGGAGUGUGGCUGGGCCACGUCAGCUCCAGGAAAUGCCCGGUUUGGUCCGGGCUAUGGGCCCAUUGUCCUGGAUGACGUGCGCUGCUCAGGGCAUGAGUCCUACCUAUGGAGCUGCCCUCACAAUGGCUGGCUCUCCCACAACUGUGGCCAUAGUGAAGACGCUGGCGUCAUCUGCUCAGCUUCCCAAUCCCAGUCAACUCCCAGGCCAGAUGCUUGGCCAGCCACUGACUUACCUGCAUCGACAAUAGGAUCUGAAUCUAGUUUGGCCCUGAGGCUGGUGAAUGGAAGUGACAGGUGUCAGGGCCGAGUGGAGGUCCUGUACCGAGGCUCCUGGGGCACCGUGUGUGAUGACAACUGGGACACCAAUGAUGCCAAUGUGGUGUGCAGGCAGCUGGAAUGUGGAUGGGCCCUGUCGGCCCCAGGAAAUGCCCGGUUUGGUCAGGGCUAUGGACCCAUUGUCCUGGAUGACGUGCGCUGCUCAGGGUAUGAGUCCUACCUGUGGAGCUGCCCCCACAAUGGUUGGCUCUCCCACAACUGUCAGCACAGUGAAGACGCUGGUGUCAUCUGCUCAGGUGGGCCUCCAAGACCUUGGGCUCCCUCUGUUGGGCUGGAAUUCGCUCAGGAAGAAAGUCCUAAUUACAUUCUGAUC
Molecule: messenger RNA, 1344 nt
Organism: Sapajus apella (tufted capuchin)
Lineage: Eukaryota; Metazoa; Chordata; Mammalia; Primates; Cebidae
Product: deleted in malignant brain tumors 1 protein-like
Exons: 9
Cellular component (GO): membrane
Source: RefSeq, a predicted model, not a curated record